AACAUUGUGAGAUCGUAUAUUUAUUUAUUAGAGCAACACAUUGUCACUGAGCUGAGCACAAACUGAACACAAGGAAAGAUGGAAAGGACAGAGAGACGUGACACUCAACCUGCGCUGCCUGUUUGUGUGACCGGCAGGUCGGAUAUGGAACCACAGAGAACAGCCCUGUGACGUUCUGCGCCUCCCCCAUGGACAACAUGGAGAGGAAGAGCGAGACGGUCGGCUACAUCUUGGACCACAUAGAGGCUAAAAUAGUGAACCCAGGAACUGAAGAGCUGGUACCUCUGGGGACGACGGGGGAGAUCAUGAUCCGAGGAUACUGUGUGAUGCUGGAGUACUGGGGGGACAAGGCCAAGACAGACGAGUGCAUCGGUAAAGACGGCUGGUACAAAACUGGCGACAUCGGCAGCAUGGACGCAUACAGCUACUGUCGCAUUCAGGGCAGGAUCAAAGACAUGAUCAUCAGAGGAGGAGAGAACAUUUACCCGGCGGAGAUUGAACAGUUCCUGCACACGCACCCCAAAGUGAUGGAGGCACAGGUGGUCGGAGUUAAAGAUGCUCGUAUGGGUGAAGAAGUUUGUGCGUGUAUCAAACUGGUAGAAGGCGAGGAAUGCACUGCAGAGGAAAUCAAAGCUUUCUGCAAGGAUAAGAUCGCUCACUUCAAGAUUCCUCGCUACGUACUUUUUGUAACCAGCUUCCCGGUCACUAUUACUGGAAAGGUGCAGAAGAACAAACUCUGUGAGGAGGCUGAGAAGCUGCUGGGACGGAAGAAGUGAAAAUGAGAGACUCCGCUCAUGUAUGGAAAGAAUUACUAUAUUAUUAAAAAGUUACUGAAUGUUAUAUAUCAAAGACACUCAUUAGUUUCAUAUAUCCAGACAAUUUAAAACAUCUGGAGAUAUAAUCAUAAUUAGAGAGAGAGAGUCUGAGCCUUCGGGAGACGGGUGAGGGAGACGCUGAGCCGGUAACCAAAUGCUAAACGAUUCAAUUCAACUCACUUUUGUUUGUUUGGACCAUGUCCCAUCUGCUAACAUGGAGGAGGUGGGGCAGCUUAUAACUUACAGUUACCUCUGGUUUCAAAAGAACCAAACAGCUUUAAAACGGCAGCUCACAAAACAACGACACGUUGAGUUUUUAACAGACGGAGAAAUAAAAUGUGGGUUUUGGACUUUUGGUUGUUGACAAUAAGAUAAACAUAGAACACCUGACUGGACUCAGUCACACUGUGAAGAUCAGAGCACUGUUCUCUUUUUUUUUUUACAUCAAGAUGAAUUAAAUAUUGUAUCACAUUAUUAAAA
This is a messenger RNA of Paralichthys olivaceus (Japanese flounder), 1295 nucleotides long. The record is from RefSeq and is a predicted model, not a curated record. NCBI's taxonomy places the organism in Eukaryota, Metazoa, Chordata, Actinopteri, Pleuronectiformes, Paralichthyidae.